ACUAAAACACAUCUUAAAAUUAGCUCAUUCUGCUGUCUCAGUUCAAGUGUCUGACUAGGCAUCAGAGGGAACAUAUCAUCAGAAUUUCCCCUUUGGCGAUACCUGCUGAUUGGGUCCUAAAAAAAAAGCUGCAGCUUUUAACUUUUAAUAUUGGCUCCCGAGUGCUGCCACGAGAAGUCGCGAAAGAUAGAUUCUCCCACAGCGUUUCAUUUGGAGGAUAGAAUUAUAAAUUAGUCCAAAAGUUUUUUUCCCUCUUCAUAUACAAACUGAGUGCGCAUAUGAGCUCGCAUGUAGGCUUUCUGCUGGAGAAGUUUUGCCAAACUUUAAGGAUGAUAUACCUGGGAUGUUUCCUUUUGCUCUGUGGGCUCACGCAUGUCAUGGCAAGUUAUCCCAUCUGGUGGUCACUGGCCGUGGGCCAUCAGUACUCAUCCCUCGGCACUCAGCCUAUCCUCUGUGGCAGUAUACCCGGUCUUGUGCCCAAGCAGCUGCGAUUCUGCCGGAACUACGUGGAAAUCAUGCCCAGCGUAGCCGAGGGGGUUAAGAUUGGCAUCCAGGAAUGCCAGCACCAGUUCCGAGGCCGACGCUGGAACUGCACCACAGUCACUGACAAUCUAGCCAUUUUUGGGCCAGUGUUAGAUAAAGCCACUCGAGAGUCAGCAUUUGUUCAUGCUAUCGCCUCUGCGGGAGUGGCAUUUGCAGUGACCCGUGCCUGCGCAGAGGGUUCAGCCACCAUCUGCGGAUGUGACACACGCCACAAGGGCCCCCCUGGUGAGGGAUGGAAGUGGGGUGGCUGCAGCGAGGAUGUGGAGUUUGGGAGCAUGGUGUCUCGAGAGUUUGCUGAUGCAAGAGAAAACCGCCCUGAUGCACGCUCAGCCAUGAACCGUCAGAACAAUGAGGCAGGAAGAAUGUCCCUUAACGACAACAUGUUCCUGAAGUGUAAGUGCCAUGGGCUCUCAGGCAGCUGUGAGGUCAAGACGUGCUGGUGGUCCCAACCUGACUUUCGAGUUAUUGGAGACUAUAUGAAGGAUAAGUACGACAGUGCAUCAGAGAUGGUGGUGGAGAAACAUAAGGAGUCCCGUGGAUGGGUGGAGACCCUAAGACCCAAGUACAACUACUUCAAACCCCCAACAGAGCGUGAUCUGGUUUAUUAUGAAAGCUCUCCCAAUUUUUGUGACCCAAAUCCCGAGACCGGCUCAUUUGGCACCCGUGAUCGGAUCUGCAACCUGACGUCUCACGGCAUAGACGGGUGUGACCUCCUCUGCUGCGGCAGAGGCCACAACACCAGGACUGAGAAGAGAAAGGAGAAGUGUCACUGUAUUUUCCACUGGUGCUGCUAUGUCAGCUGUCAGGAGUGUGUGAGAGUCUACGAUGUGCACACCUGCAAAUAAGGACAUCUGGUUCUUUGCCUUCCAAAAUGUAAAGACAUCAAGUAAACUAACAAACGCAGCAACUUAUCGACAAAACAUGAGACACUGUGAAAUAGUCUGACCUAUCCAUGGACUCCAGGGGCAGACCUAACAGGUGUUUUGUGCUGUGAUGCUGGAAAAGUGAACCGAAACAGUCGAGUAGACAUUGACAUCACAACGUAUCAUCCAUUUGAACCCCGGUGAGGGGGACGAUAGGAACGAUGUUGAUAUCUCCAGAAAUAGCAAAAGAUUAUUCAUGAACUGAUGUAGGAGAGAAGAACAGUUGGCUAAUUGACAAACACCAUAUUGGUGAUUUUUUUUUAAAUUCUUUCUGUGUUCCCAGUAGAUACUUUUGUUGAGAAUAGUACAGCACUGCAAGUGUAUCCAGGGGCGACGCCGGGCCCCAUAAACAGAUCUCCCAUUAGGCCCCACCACCACAGCCCAAAGUAACCCUGCAGAACUUCUACAAGCACACCUCCAUUACACAAAUGACCCUUUAAAACCUUAAACUUCUAUACUUUGUGUUACACCCUGAACAUUUGAGAUAAGUAACAACUGUGAUAUUUCCUGAGCAACAUCUGAUGCUGCAGUCAUAUUUAUGUCUACAGACACCUGACAUUAUACACAUCAUGACUUAACACUCUCUUGUCACUCCUUACAUGCAGCAAGUUUUUAUAGCCAAGUUUAAAGUUGAUAAAAUAUCUUACAAAUAUAGAGAUAAAUAUGAACUCUAUUGCAUUGAAAAUGAACAGUAAAGCAGGAUUGUUUAAUUUUUUUUAACUUGCUAUGAAUUGCUAUUAAAGUUAUUUUAUUGGUUAGAUUCUUGAAAUAAAACUCUGCUGGCAUUAGUGGUUAACAUACAGUACAUCGGAAUUAGACUCUGCCACACAUGUCGCCAUGACUUUAAAAUUAGGCUUUAAUUGUUCUCAGUUCUUAGUUAACUUUCCUUCUUUAACUGAAAUGUGUCUCACCUGACACAUAAAUUGUUGUUUUUGAGGCAGUAGUAGCGGGCUCAGUUUUAAUGCUUGACAACAUUGAUAUCAUAUGAAUCUAGAGAUUACAGUGAAUCCAUUGAUAUCAAACAUGUUAUGGUAGCUCACUGGGCCCACUGACUAAUGUCCCUCCAAAGUGGAAUGUCUAUACCCCGAUGUAAUAUAUUAAAAAAUAAUAAUAACAAUAAGGUCAUAUGAAAUCGUACCAAUGAAAGUGAUUAAUAUGAUAAGCGUAUGCAUAAAACGCAAAUAUGAUCCAAUCCAUAUUCUUGGCUGACUGCUUCAAAUAGCUGUUUUAUCUUAAGACUCAACAGCAUGCAUUCUCCUCAACAUUUUUACUUUGUAUGUGUUUAUCUGGAAACUAACUUUAUCAUCGUGUGGGUCACUUCUUUAUGGUUUUAUAUAUACGUAUAUGUUUCUGAUGUUUGGGUAAGAAUGCACUUGCACCUGAGUGAAUGUAGUUGUUUAUGCUGCAAUGUGUUUACAUAUUCUCAAAUUCUUAAGCUAACAAGUUAAUAUCUGCUAUACAUGACUAACUUUAUCUUCAGAGCAGACAUGAGUGACAUCAACUGAUCAUUGGCAAAACAUGAAUAUACACAUUCAUGCACAUAUCAAGAAACACCUGAAAUCACUGGACGUUUUUUCUUGAAAAGCAACAAGGCUUUGAACAACAUCGAAAGUAAUGACCAAAGACUAGAAAAGAAAAAGUAGGUCUGUGGUGGUCAGAGAGCUGUAAAAGAAUCUGAAAGGUCAGCACUUGUGUCCCAUUUAGAAAUAUGAAGCAUUUUCUCCUUCUUUUAUCAGUAUUAGCGAGGUCUCAUGUGACUGGGUAUGGGCUGUUAUUUAUAAAAGGGAUGUUCCUACUAUGUUAUGCUUCAUUUGCAUAUAUUUUUUUUCUUAAUUCCUGCUAACCUGAAAAACAAUUUCCAUACAAAAUGCAGAAGCUGUACUAUAUAAGCGCUGUCUAAUACAGUUUAAUUUGAAGUAAAAAAAAAAAAAAACAAUGACCAAAAUCUUAGCAGUUAAUGAUUCUCAGAUGUGGCUCCUUGUUCCCCGGACUAAAAAAACAAGCAGCAUCACUGAACCUAUCAAUACUUCCCUUGUUGUUAUGCUGCUACGUUUAGAUCAUAUUUGUGUGAGUGUGUCCUCACAUACAAUAUGUCUUUGUUCUUGUUUUUUUUUUUAUGUAUAUUCUUGCAUGUAUUGAUUCUUUCUGUGAAAGAAGUCUAUUAUAAAUAGUUUGGAAAAGAUAAUGUGAAGUUUUGACUAGUUCUUGCAUAGUUAUUCCCACCUUAACCAAAUAGACCAAACUAGAGUUUUAUGUAAUCGUAGCUGUCUAUGUUUUUUUUUAAGUUGUGCUAAAAAUCAGGGCGAAAAUAAUUCAUGUUGUUCUCCCCUAGUUUGUGAAAAUUAAAACACAGUAUUUAUUUAUUUGGAAAGUGAAAACUACUGAAAGCGAGACGUCCAGACAGUUCCCAUAAUGUUCAUGAAAGUGUGCAGGCCAUUUCACAUAUCGACUCGAGUCUUGAGAGGAGUGUAAAGUCACAGUUGAAAUAAUGUUUACAGCCUAUGUCAUGUUAUGUCUCAGGCCUGCAUUACUCUUCUAUUUGAAUCAAAAUUGCCCUUAAAUAUAACAUCCUGACUGAAAAUAUGAAUGCGCUGCCCUAUCUAGUUUCACAUUUUUGGACAUCUUAAAUAAACUGCACAGCAAGCAAUAUCAGUACAGGAGUUGUUUUCGUGCAUCUAUUACUGUAUACUUUAUUUGUGAUUGAUUUGCUUGUGUUGACACUUUGCCUACGGUCUAAUUCUUUGUUAAGUCUUAAAAUCCAAAGUUUUGUACAAAGUAGUUUUUUGCGUUUGUGUGGAUUUCUAAAAACUGGAUGUUUUUUUAUAAUUAUUUAUUUCAUGCUAUGUACAUAGUAGUAAGUAAAAGUAUAUAUUUGCAAAAAUACAUUUUUUUUUUAAACAGUGUUGUGACUUGUAACACUGUAGUCUUUUUACCUCAUCUCUGUUUUUCACUGACUGCACACAGGCAUCGCUUGUCCCACCGCCUGUCGUAGAUUUCUAAAGUUAACUCUGUAACACCAAAAUAAAGCAACAUAAACAACCAGAAAUUUGUACUUUUGUCUAUU
This is a messenger RNA of Labrus mixtus (cuckoo wrasse), 4530 nucleotides long. It is a transcript of the gene wnt3a, whose product is annotated as wingless-type MMTV integration site family, member 3A. The transcript has 4 exons. Lineage: Eukaryota; Metazoa; Chordata; Actinopteri; Labriformes; Labridae. The coding region runs from base 279 to 1388 and encodes 369 amino acids. The record is from RefSeq and is a predicted model, not a curated record. Gene Ontology annotation, biological process: neuron differentiation; canonical Wnt signaling pathway; cell fate commitment. Gene Ontology annotation, molecular function: cytokine activity; frizzled binding. Gene Ontology annotation, cellular component: extracellular region.